This is a messenger RNA of Varanus komodoensis (Komodo dragon), 483 nucleotides long. It is a transcript of the gene NPS, whose product is annotated as neuropeptide S. The coding region runs from base 1 to 483 and encodes 160 amino acids. Gene Ontology annotation, biological process: positive regulation of synaptic transmission, GABAergic; positive regulation of action potential; positive regulation of synaptic transmission, glutamatergic. The record is from RefSeq and is a predicted model, not a curated record. Lineage: Eukaryota; Metazoa; Chordata; Lepidosauria; Squamata; Varanidae. Gene Ontology annotation, cellular component: extracellular region. The transcript has 4 exons.
AUGUCCGACGGCACCUCACCAACCAGUGCCCCCAGGCACUCUCACCUCAGCGGCCUGCGAUGCAGCCUUUUAACUGGCCCCUACUCAAAAAGUUUGAGGAUUCCUGGUUCAGAGCAUGCUGACAGGCAGCAGGUGGCGAAGCCAAUGGCUUCCCUGAGAUCUGGGGCUCCCAAGGUCCCUAAGCCUGAUAAUACUGCUCGAAUACAGGAAAAUCAUUAUAACAGGGUAAAAAUAAAUGUUGUAUUACUUGUCUGGAUCUCAACAAUGCAUGUGUGGACAUGUUACCCUAUUGUCCCUUCUGCACUGUCUGGGAAAUCUGAUUACUGUCUCCUCCUGCUGAAUAGUUGCCAAGCCCAGGUGGAUGGGUCCAAAGAACUGGCAUUGUUAAAGCCUUUUCUGGAGAAGACUUAUAUGAAAAGAUCCUUUCGGAAUGGUGUUGGAUCAGGAAUUAAAAAAGUGUCUUUUCGAAGAGCCAAGGCAUAA